AUGACGGAGAUGGAGAAAGAUCUGGAUGGUUUACUCCAGUACAUGGCCCCAGGGAGCACAUUAGAUGAUAUUGUUGGCGACAGUGAAAGUGAAGAUGAGGCAGCCCUCUAUGAUGUGGUUCAGGGCAAACGAACAACAACCGCACGAGUGGUAUUGGGAUCGGCCACUGGUGCAAAUACACAGAAGGAGGUAACAUCAUUGAGUAAAGUACAACCAGUACAACAUACCACAGGCCACGCGAGUGUGCUACGUCGUAUUCGUGUAGAUGACUUUUACGCUGAUGUAUCGGCUUUUUCAGGUGGUGGGGGUGGUGCGAGUAAAGUAAAUCAACGGGUGUUGAAUGAUCUUCGAGAGAUGACAAUGUCUAAUCGCUUGACAUCAAUGCAGUCAUCGCAUGAAGUGGACCGUUCAGAACGUGCAACGGUAGAAAAUGUGAUGGACCCACGAACACGUCUUAUUCUAUACAAACUGGUAAACAGUGGUCAGUUACGUGAGAUCAAUGGAUGUGUUUCCACUGGAAAAGAAGCCAAUGUGUACUACGCUGUCGCUGGUGAUGGCAGUGAUGCGGCAGUAAAGGUCUUCAAGACAUCUAUUCUUGUUUUUAAAGAUCGUGAUAAGUACGUUGCUGGAGAGUUUCGCUUCCAGCGUUACUGCAAAAGUAAUCCUCGUAAGAUGGUUCGUACAUGGGCAGAGAAGGAGGCGCGAAAUCUCAAUCGACUUCAAGACGGCGGUGUGUUGGCUCCCGCUGUGAAGUUACUACGACAACAUGUACUCGUAAUGGAGUUUCUCGGCGAGGAUGGAUGGCCAGCACCACGUUUAAAGGAAGUUCGUUUUCCCUCUGCUGCUGCAUUAGAUAGAUGCUACUUGGAUAUCUGCUGUACAAUGCGUAAAAUGUACGCACGUUGCAGACUUAUUCACGGAGAUCUCUCCGAAUAUAAUUUGCUACUUUAUCGUGGCCGUGUUGUGGUAAUUGAUGUUUCUCAAUCUGUAGAAAAUGAUCAUCCACAUGCGAUGGAUUUCUUGCGUAGAGAUAUUGUAAACGUGGACGCUUUCUUUCGAUCUAAGGGUCAUCAGAAGUUAUUCUCACUCCAGGACUUAUACCGCUUUAUCACAGCCCCACCAGCCGCACGUGGUUGGCAGCGCUGCGAAGGUCCAGACAAUGCGGAAGAGAUCCGCGAAUAUCUUCUCGAGUUGCGUGAAUCUCGUGAGAAGGAGGGGAUUCUCCCGGUUAACUCAGAACAGGCAAAAAUAGAUGAGCAGGUUUUUCUUAACAUUGCCGUUCCCCGCAGUUUGGGAGAAAUCGCAGACCACAAGGCUCCAAAUGCCGAAAUUGCCCCUUUCGUUGCGGAGAUGACUGCCGAUUCGCAGAAAAAACAAAAGAACCAAAAACAUCGACACCAUGAUGAUAAUAAUAAUGAUGAAGAGGAAGAAGAAGAAGAGGAUGACGAUGAUGAAGAUGAAGAUGAUGAGAGAAGCAGUAACCACAAUGAUGGAGAUGAGGUUGUUAAGAAAGAGUCUGGCAAGGAGGGAGCAAAGCCGGCUCCCAAGAUCAUUGCCAAUAUGACGAAGGAGGAACGUAAGGAACACCACAGAGCUGUUAAGGAAGCUAACCGUGAGCGCCGCGCAAAUAAAAAGAAAGUCAAGGCUGUAAAGAAGAAAAAGUAA
This is a messenger RNA of Trypanosoma theileri, 1665 nucleotides long. RefSeq names its product RIO kinase 1. The record is from RefSeq and is a predicted model, not a curated record. Bases 1 to 1665 code for a protein of 554 amino acids. Lineage: Eukaryota; Euglenozoa; Kinetoplastea; Trypanosomatida; Trypanosomatidae. The transcript has a single exon. Gene Ontology annotation, molecular function: protein serine/threonine kinase activity; ATP binding.